AUGGCACUUCACCAAGCCUUCCAAGACAAGUCUACCGCUAAAGAUCCACGGCAAACUGACGCUCUAAAGCUUCAGGCGCGGCGACACUACGUUUUUGACAGUAACCAGAGAACGUGCGAUGAAUCGGUCAUCGAAUUGAUCCCGAGUAUUAGAAGGCUGAUUGAGGUCCGUUUCAACGUGGAAGCCAUCAAGAAAGAAAUUGAUGCCAACCCGGAUAUGCCUUUGGAAUUAAAGCUGCAAAAAUGGGAAAAGAUGAAGUUAACUUCUUUUGCACGAAUCCUGGCGCUGGCAUACUCAUAUUCGCUAUUGACUGUCACGUUGAAGUGCCAGAUCUCAAUUUUGGCAGCCGAUAUUUGUACUCAGUUUGAGAAGCCGCGAGAACCAGUGGCGACCGGAUGGUCUUCGUAUCUUCCACCAGGUUUCGCUAAUUAUUUUGGCUCCUCAGCCCCGAGCACUUCUGAACCUCAGAAACAGCCCGACGUCGGUAGCCAGCAGAUUUUCAUGCAGUGCAUCCAGUACUUUACUUCCACAGGCAUCCAACAACUUUUCGAUAACAUCGAAAAAGCCAUGGAAGAGAGCCUACAGAACAUUACGCUAAAGCAACAAAUGAGCAAGGAUGAGGUUCGAGCAAUCUUUGAGUCAGCUGAGAAGCGGAUUUUCAGUGAAGAUGGUGUAGAAUUCUGCCAACUAGUCGCACCGUUGGAUGAGAAUAUGAAUAUGGUCGGCGAAACCCUUCAAAACCUCAUCCGACGCCUUGUCCGUUCGCUGAAAUCGACGGAAUGUAAGGACACGACCCGGGCACUUGCUGAUUAUUACCUGUCCACGGCAUGUGGGCGCAUCCCCGGCUCGUCUCCAGCUCCGUUGGCCAAACUGAUCCCGCCACUCUCCGAUACAUUCCACUCAAUCAGCAGCACUUCAUUCGAAUCUCCCCUCCGCAACAGUCUCUGCUCAUCUGAUGUUCAUCAACUGGCAAUUGCCGUUUUCAGCUCCAAAAUUGCA
Messenger RNA from Mesorhabditis spiculigera, 999 nucleotides. Lineage: Eukaryota; Metazoa; Nematoda; Chromadorea; Rhabditida; Rhabditidae. The record is from the annotation of a GenBank genome assembly.